Papaver somniferum (opium poppy) is the source of this 408-nucleotide messenger RNA. Its product is annotated as putative calcium-transporting ATPase 13, plasma membrane-type. The annotation marks the transcript as partial. Gene Ontology annotation, cellular component: intracellular membrane-bounded organelle; membrane. Gene Ontology annotation, molecular function: ATP binding; ATP hydrolysis activity; P-type calcium transporter activity. The transcript has a single exon. NCBI's taxonomy places the organism in Eukaryota, Viridiplantae, Streptophyta, Magnoliopsida, Ranunculales, Papaveraceae. The record is from RefSeq and is a predicted model, not a curated record.
CUGAAAGACCCAUGCCGUCCUGGUGUGAGAAAAGCUGUGGAAGCCUGCAAAAAUGCUGGAGUAAGUAUCAAAAUGAUCACAGGAGAUAAUAUUUUUACUGCAAGAGCAAUAGCAACUGAAUGUGGCAUUCUUGAUCCCUAUGAUCCUAAUUUGAACAACGGAGCUGUGGUAGAAGGAGUAGAGUUCAGAAAUUACACUGUGGAGGAGAGGAUGGAAAAGGUUGACAGGAUUUCCGUGAUGGCAAGAUCAUCUCCAUUUGACAAGCUUUUGAUGGUGCAGUGCUUGAAACAAAAAGGACAUGUGGUUGCAGUAACUGGAGAUGGCACAAACGACGCACCAGCUUUAAAAGAGGCUGAUGUCGGACUCUCAAUGGGAAUUCAAGGCACCGAAGUUGCAAAAGAGAGCUCA